CUGUGUCCAGUACAUAUUGACGUUCACAGUUUAUUAAUUAUUUAGAACGCUUACUCCAAUUCAAAUAUUUACGCUCUACUUGUUACAGAGAGGUGGAAUAAUUAGAAGAGCAGAAUGCAACUGCAGCGAUUGUUGGUAAUUCUAGGAGUUCUUUUAGGAUGGUCUUUGCUGGUAUGCUGUCAGUCUGCCAAUAAAGUUACAUUUAAAGAUGGCGUUUCUGAACAACAAGAAAAAAAACAAGAAAAUCUCGAAGAAUCUUCAUCGCAACAGAGAGGAUUUAAUCCUGUUCAACAUGUAGAGGAUCUAUUCCAUUUUAUCGGUCUUGGAACUGGACAUAAUGUUGAUCCAUAUUUGGCAAAGGUCAAUGAACGUUGUUUAACCGGCGAUUUAGCAGACUGUUUCAAAUCUCAAGCGUUAAAUUAUUUUUCGAGCUUUUUUGAUCACGCCGAAUAUUCGUUAAGUGAUAAUGUCCGAGUUAGACGAAUGUCUGAUCAAGUAGUAGCAGAAGUGUUACGUCAGCCGUACGAAUAUUCUAACGAACCUAGAUCCGACGAAACAGAAUGGGAUCAAAUGGUUAACUUUAUGAAAAGGAAAACGGAAAGGUUUGUUAAGACCAUGUCCUUCGAAUUGACUAUACCUGAUACGGAAAUCGGUCGCAGUGGUUCAUAUGAGCCAAGAUUUCUAGAUGAAAUUGCUGAUGAAAUCGAUACACUUGAGAAUAAGAAAGAUACAUUAUUUUCUCGUCAUCAAUUCAGGAAACUUUUAAUACCGGUUUUGCUUAUUUUGAAGCUUUUUAAAUUAAAGAUACUACUCUUGUUGCCUUUGAUUUUGGGAUUAGCUUCGUUCAAGAAGUUCCUCGGAUUCUUGGCAAUUGUCAUACCUGGUCUAAUAGGUUUCUUUAAACUUUAUAAACCAUACCAAAACUAUUAUCCGCCAGUUUACACCAAAAACGGCAUUGCUCAUCCUCAUUACGGAGCACAUCCAGAUAUUGAUUAUAACGAUCAUUACGGAAAUGCAGAAUCUUAUGGUCAAAAUUUGGCAUAUCGGGGAUAUCAACAUUACAAAUCCUAAAUAAUUGAUUUGUUUUUAUUAUAAAAAAGCAGAUAAUAAUCAAAUUAUAAGUUGAAAUUUUAUACAGCUAUA
This is a messenger RNA of Nylanderia fulva, 1143 nucleotides long. It is a transcript of the gene Osi2, whose product is annotated as DUF1676 domain-containing protein Osi2. Gene Ontology annotation, cellular component: membrane. Lineage: Eukaryota; Metazoa; Arthropoda; Insecta; Hymenoptera; Formicidae. The record is from RefSeq and is a predicted model, not a curated record.